Messenger RNA from Prunus dulcis (almond), 1266 nucleotides. RefSeq lists its product as uncharacterized. Lineage: Eukaryota; Viridiplantae; Streptophyta; Magnoliopsida; Rosales; Rosaceae. Bases 1 to 1266 code for a protein of 421 amino acids. The record is from RefSeq and is a predicted model, not a curated record. The transcript is spliced from 3 exons.
AUGAGGACAUUUUUGUUGAUAUCAAAUGAGAAGACUGUUGAUAUUUUAGUGAAGGAUUUAUGCGGGAUCAGGGAAUAUAGUGGUGAUUUUUGUGUAAAUAAGGAGUUGAUAGCAUGUGAAAAGGGCGAGUCGUCGUGUUCUAGUACUGUCGAAGACAGAAACGAGUUUUUGGGCAGGUCGAAAAGAGCAAGUGCUAAGCCUUUGUUGUCAAAUGAGUGGGAGACAUACAUACAUCAUGUGGGGCAGAAGUUUGACGGUGGUGCAGAGGAGUUCCGGUUGAAAUUGUGCAACUGGCGUGUUUAUGCUUCUCGUUGUGAAGCUACUGGCAGGUUUGUAAUUCGGACGUUAAAUAAUGUUCAUACAUGUGCGGGUCGGAUACGGGAAUCAAAGAGUAAGAUGAUGAGGUCUCGUGUGGUGUCCUCCCUCAUUGUGGACAGAAUUCGUGCAAAACCCGAGCUGAAGCCAGUUGAGAUUAUACACGAGUUCAAAGAUUAUUAUGGUAUAGACAUUUCAUACUACCACGCAUGGUUUGGCAAAGAGUUAGCUAAAUUGGACGUUCACGGUGAUGAGUCGAAGUCCUUCAACGAGUUAGUGUCGUAUGCGGACGCCGUAAAGGAAACUAACACUGGUUCUCUCUGCACUCUUGAUUGUGAAGCUGGAAUUAAUCGCUUUCGACGAUUUUUUGUGUCUUUUGGCGGUUGCAUUGCUGGAUUUCAAUAUUGCAUACCCUUGUUGUUCAUUGAUGCUACGUUUUUGAAGAGCAAGUACAAGGGGCAGCUUCUCUGUGUUUCGGGAAAGAAUGGAAAUCAAGGGUUUUAUCCUCUAGCUUUUGGAGUUGUUGAUUCUGAGACAGAGGAGAAUUGGACUUGGUUUCUUCAACAUUUGGCUUUUAUAUUGCUACCGAUGGGGAGAGUGGUGACCUUUUUCUCGGACUGCAAUCAAGGUUUGUUAAAUGCAAUGGGGUUUGUGUUUCCCGGAUGGCCUCAUUCUUACUGUUAUUAUCACCUCAAACAGAAUUUGAUAUCAAAGUACCCAAAGUCAGGUUAUGAGAAACUGCUCCAAGACCGUGUUAUCAAUUUAUUUAGUAGAUGCGCAUAUGCUGUUACGGAGGAAGAGUUUAAGGUAGCAAUGGAGGAGUUGGUGAUUGUUGGGAGUUCGAAAGUGAAGGCAUUUAUAUCUGAUUUGUCUAGAGAUCACUAUGCCAACGCAUUUUUUCAAAGGAAUGCGUUAUGGGGAGAUGGCAAACAGUUUAGCGGAGUCCUUUAA